AUGGCCAUCCCUUGUACCCUGAACCUUAACAUGGCACAAGCGGUUAUCCUCUUCCUCAUUUUCUCUUAUUGCACAGAGGCUCCGGCCCAGUUUGUAUUGACUCAGCCAGCUUCCGUGUCAGCACCUGUUGAAGGAAAGGUCCAGAUCUCCUGUAGGAGGAGCAGCGGAGCUAUGUCUGGCUACUACGUGUCCUGGAGUCUGGGGCCAGUUUGUACUGACUCAGCCAGCUUCCCUGGCAGUAGCCCCUGGAGGAAGAGCUGUGAUCUCCUGCACAAGGAACAGUGGAAGCAUCAACAACUGGUGCUGGUGUUAGGAGACCUUCACAUCCCACACCGAUGCAGCAGCCUUCCAGCCAAGUUCAAAAAGUUGCUAGUGCCAGGCAAGAUCCAACAUAUUCUCUGCACUGGGAAUCUUUGCACCAAGGAGAGCUAUGAUUAUUUGAGGACGCUGGCCGGGGAUGUCCACGUUGUUAGAGGGGACUUUGAUGAGGGCAUGAGUUAUCCACAGCAGAAAAUUGUCACCGUUGGACAGUUCAAAAUUGGUCUGAUCCAUGGCCAUCAGGUUAUACCCUGGGGAGAUCUGGCCAGCUUGGCCAUCCUGCAAAGACAGCUGGAUGUAGACAUCUUAAUAUCUGGUCACACUCACAGGUUUGAGGCAGUGGAACAUGAGAAGAAAUUCUAUAUCAAUCCUGGUUCAGCCACAGGGGCCUACAAUGCUCUGGAAAGGGAUAUAAUUCCUUCGUUUGUUCUGAUGGAUAUCCAAUGUUCCAUAGUUGUUACUUAUGUGUACCAACUCAUUGGGGAUGAUGUGAAAGUAGAAAGGAUUGAAUACAAGAAACCUUGAAAUGGAAUGAUUUUCCCUGGAUGUCUCUUUCACACAGACAUUUGAUCAAACUCUUCAAGCCCACUGCUGUAAUUUACUGGAU
Candoia aspera is the source of this 925-nucleotide messenger RNA. Its product is annotated as vacuolar protein sorting-associated protein 29-like. Gene Ontology annotation, biological process: intracellular protein transport; retrograde transport, endosome to Golgi. The coding region runs from base 1 to 843 and encodes 280 amino acids. Gene Ontology annotation, cellular component: retromer complex; endosome. The record is from RefSeq and is a predicted model, not a curated record. NCBI's taxonomy places the organism in Eukaryota, Metazoa, Chordata, Lepidosauria, Squamata, Candoiidae. The transcript is spliced from 6 exons.